Molecule: messenger RNA, 2376 nt
Organism: Porites lobata
Lineage: Eukaryota; Metazoa; Cnidaria; Anthozoa; Scleractinia; Poritidae
Source: the annotation of a GenBank genome assembly
AUCCUAGUUUAUGGGUCUAGUCUUGUAAGCUGCAAACGACAAAAGCCAAAACAUGAUGAAAUUGAGAGAGUGAUCGACAAGACUCAUUCCGUAAUCUGGAAAUGCUCAGUUUCAGAGUGUCAUCCAGGAAGUGGAUUGAGUUUUCCCUGUGGUGUUAGUAUUCCCUUCAGUGAAUCAAUUGAGUGUGUCUACUGUGUAAAAGGGGCGAAUUACUCUGAGACAAAUGAUUAUUCUCAGUGUAAAAGCUGUAGAAAGUGCAGUCCACAUGAAAAGUCAUCAGGACAUUGCACCACCACAGAGGAUACUACCAGGUGUUUGAAAAUAUGCAAUAAGGGUUUUUAUUGGAAUAAUAUAACCGACUCAUGUGAUCCAUGCAGUGACUGCUGCAGACAACCAUUGACACACCAUGAGCAGCAGUGUGAGGAUUCUGGUCUUCCUAUGUCACAUCAGUGUCGGCAAAGCCAUCUCGAAUGUCAGCAUCCUACAGGCACGUUCAAAAUUGAUGGAAAACUGUUUCAGCCUGAUGAUCACAAAUUAAAUCGGCUUUCUUCUUCCAGUAUUAUUGGCAUCGUGGUUAGCUGUGUUUUAUUAGUUGUGAUAAUAAUUGUUCUUGGCUUUGUGAUUCACAAAUGGUGUGACUGGUAGCAAGUCAAAACUAUUCUUAAAAGAGACUGUUGCUUCAGUCAGGGAAAAACUGAGACUAUUUACUCCUACAACCCAAAUGAUAAUGACGCUGACUUAGAAUCAGCCUCUUGCUCACAGAAAAAUGGAAGAGGACCUGGUCAUUUAGAAGAGGCUAAUAAGAAAGGACUUUUGACAUCAGGUUAGUACAAAAUAAUACAGUCUAACAAUUCUUCAAGACAGAAUGGACACCUUUAGGACCAGCAGUAAGUGUCCAUCUAAGAGUGAUGUCUGUCUUAUAGAGUCAGUAAGAUAAAGGAAGUAAAGAAAGGCAGGGACCAAAUCUAGGUGUCUGUUUUACCGUGGUGUCCUUCUUAAUAAUAUUGACUCCGUUAAGAAGAGUCAACUGUAUAAUCCCUGCCCCUACAAACAGAAGGUUGUUAAAAACUUUCACUAAAGGGAAAUUAAACGGUGAGGUCUGAUGGAAGAAUUUGAUGGCCAAUGGGGUGAUGCAAAAAAACCAGACAGUUUCAUGAAAGGGUUAUCAUAAAUACCCUGAGAUUACAGAAAUUCCAGGGGGUUGGUUUUGAGGACUAAAGACACAGCUAUUAUGUGGGUUAAUUUGGCAAUCCUUUAAUUGGAUCAAAAAAUUACAAUUUACCUGGGUGUAGAGGUUAUGUGAACGGUUAUUAGGCCCAGUGACAAAUAGCUGUAACAACUUUUGAUUCAUUCUCGGUGAAAUUUUAAAAAAUGAUGUAUGUUGCAGUUGUUUAUUAUUUUAUUAUAUUUCAUAACUAAAGAAGGAGAAGGAAGCGUACUUAAAAAAGAAUUCUACAUUUGUCUAAUGACAAUGUGAGUUGUUGUUCUGGUUUCUCCAGCUGGCCAGACACAAUGCUAUGAACUCUCCCUUUGUACUGUAGCAUCUGGCCUGGAGAAACCACUGCUUGCAGGGUAGAAGGGAAACACUGACAAAAGAAUUUGUAGCUGAAUUUUAAGAAAUAAUAGAAGCAUCCACUGCAAGUUGAUUGCUUACAAUUAAAAUGACAAUGUUCAGUUUGCUGUGUCUGGUACAGCUUAUUUAUAUUGUUAGCAAAAUAAAUUAAAUAACACCAAGUUUUGGGACCUACAGUAUAAGACACUCAAGGUUGGGCUUCAGUGGCAUUUCUAGGGAGGGAGCCACCUCCUACUUAUUUUUAGACCAAACUUAAACGCCUGCACUGUACCCCUCCCCUAACCUCAAAGGCCUUGGUCCACCAUUCAGGGCACUAGCGUGUGAUAUUACUGAAGAGAUCUUCAUGUAUUAUGUAUACAGGUAAUAAAAAGCCAAGAGAGCUCUGCUUAUCUUCUGCUGACAACAAAGACCAUUCACCACCUGAUGACCUUACUGUUUAUGUUAACCCUGCAUCAGACUUCCAUGGAUUUCAGAAACAUUUGUUGACCAGAAAAAUGGAAACCAUCCCGUUACGGCCAUUUUAUUGUAACAUUUGUACCAAACUUGAUGUAGAGCGACAAUUUUUGGAUGAUUACCGAUUACUUGGAGAGAAAAUUGGCCUCAGCAGAGAUGAGAUCACAUUACUUGGACAGAAAGGACAGCCAACUCAUUGCAUGUUACAGAAGUUUAAAUCUCAAAAGAAUAGUUGCGUUGGAAGAUUUAAGAACAUUAUGGAGGACAUGGACAGGCAUGAUAUUGUUACUAUUAUUGAUGAAUGGAUAAGCUUUGAGUGGGGGAAAGAAAAUAAUCAAGCACCCCAUUGA